Vanderwaltozyma polyspora DSM 70294 is the source of this 255-nucleotide messenger RNA. RefSeq names its product mRNA splicing protein SMX3 (gene SMX3). Gene Ontology annotation, molecular function: RNA binding. Gene Ontology annotation, cellular component: catalytic step 2 spliceosome; U1 snRNP. The coding region runs from base 1 to 255 and encodes 84 amino acids. Gene Ontology annotation, biological process: mRNA splicing, via spliceosome; spliceosomal snRNP assembly. The transcript is spliced from 2 exons. NCBI's taxonomy places the organism in Eukaryota, Fungi, Ascomycota, Saccharomycetes, Saccharomycetales, Saccharomycetaceae. The record is from RefSeq and is a predicted model, not a curated record.
AUGUCUGAGUUCCAACCAACUAAUCCAAAACCUUUUUUGAAAGAAUUGGUUAAUAAACCAGUAGUGGUUACAUUGAAAUUUAAUAAAACUCAAUAUAAAGGUCAAUUGGUUUCCACUGACAAUUAUUUUAAUCUACAACUAACUGAUGCUGAAGAAGUGAUAGAUAACGUAUCAAAGGGUAAAGUUGGCGAUAUCUUUAUAAGAUGCAAUAACGUACUAUGGGUUGGAGAAGAUUUAGAUAAAAAAACUCAAUGA